GUUUACAAAUGGCGUCCUCGAAUGUCGAAUAUUAUCAAAAGCAGAAAGAUUUACAAGAUUCAAUCAUAGAAAAUGAACAGAAAAGAAAAAGACUAGAGGCACAGUUACAAGCAUACAGUCAGUCUGAUCAUAAAUUGUAAACAGACAUAAUGGAUGGUAGAAAACAAUCUACAACUAUACAGAACUUUCUAACCAAAAAUGAAAUUGGAAAUGAGGAAAAUAAUCGUUCAAAAAAUAUUACUUUAGCAAAGCUUAGAGCGGUUAAAUUACAAAGUUAUUGGAAGAGAAUCUGUGAAGAUGAGAAGCGUAGCAAACAGAGAAAUGCUCAGUUAUUGCGAGAUCUGGAUAGGAUGGAGGCAAACAUGGCAAGUUUGGAGGCACGUAGAGAGAAACUCAGACAUAUGAAGCAAAAUUAUUUUGAUUACAUUGAGAGGACAUAUCCUAAAUGGCUGGAACUUGUUCAGCAAAAGAAACAUGAAUAUAUACAAGAACAACAACAGAAGCAUGAACAACAAUAUCAGCAGCAACACCAGCAGCAGUUCCAACAACAACAAUAUGAGCAACAACAGAGAUUUCAACAACAACAACAGCAAGUACAGCAACAACAAUAUUUUUCAAGUUCUCAGGCAAGGAGACAAGAGUAUGGACAAUCUCCUGGUAGUCAACAAAGUAAACGACAGGAAGAGACAUUACCUAAACAACAAGAAGCUUUCCUAACCCAGCAUCAGUAUGAUGAUACUAGAGAUCUAUAUGAGAAUGAUCGUGAUGAAGAGAGCCCGCCACCUUUACCUAGUCAACCACCACCAACUGUACCAUUUAGUGAACCUGAGCGAGAAUAUACCAACCUGAGAGAUAUUAGGAGAGAUAAUCCGAAUCAGGUAACUCCACAACCACAGUCUGUGACUGUACACAUGCCCAGUGCACAGGGAGAUGCUGUAUCACCCAGUAAAUCAGGUCGACCUGGUAGUGGGAGGAGAUCAGAACAGCCAAAUCAGAACUGGAUGGCAGCUGAAAGAGAUGCCAGUAUACACAGUCUAAGCUUUAGUGAGGAGACCGACGUACAACCUCCAGCUAUACAGAGUGUUACAGUCAGACAGAAAACUGAGCCUCCUAAACCUGUAGUACAAACAAUGGAGCCAGUGUCAGAUGAAGAUGUGAGUGAUUUUGGAGAUGAGCCAGAUUUACCUAGUGGUGCAGAUGGUGACAGGGUAGACAUAGUGAAACCUCCAUCACCUGUACAAGCUGUAGUAGAGGAACAUGAUGAUGAUGAUGAGGAUGACACUGAUCGAACUCCGUCCAUUGUUCAUCCAGAAAUAAGUACAUCUGGUCUGUUUCGACUUUUAAAAUUUGUGGAAGAGGAACUGUUGAAUGCAUUGGCCCUAGAAAAUUUCUACCGGACUAGAAAUCCAGAUGAGGCUACCAAGAAAGAUAUUAUAUAUAAAGCGAAUAAUGAGAACAGUAGCCUGCAGUCUCUAGAUGGUGAGUUAGUCAGUAUGGUUAUACUGCAACAACUAACACUUGUCGUCCGCAGACUUCCUGGAGGGUGUAUGUUAUCUGAUACCUUACUUGUCAGGGGAAGUCACUCAAGCACAAAUGAACAAAUCAGGUCAAAUUUACACAGAGAUGCUCAAACAUUAUGGGAUAAACUGAUGGAGCAUUUUAUUCUUCUUGUAAAGAAUCGUGUGAUGGGGACACGUGAAGUGGCUCAUGUGUUUGUACCUUGUCUUGUUCAUGCUGGUUCAGAGAAUCAGGCUAAGGCUGUGAGUGUUAUAGAGGAUAUAAUAGAGAAUGCUAUAGAGAAAGUUGACGGUAAAUCAUCUCCUGUACCACAAGAUAGUUUAACAGUUGAUACAGCACGCAGCAGCCAACAGGGUGCAGGGAUAUAUAUGAAUAUCAACCUAUCAGUUCCUCCCCUGAAGUUUGGCAGUCUUGUUGAUAGUAAACCAUUCAGUGAUGAGGAGUCCAGCAUGAUCACACAAAGUAUGAAUACAGAUGUACAAAAAAUUCCCUUAAAUGAAACAGAUGCGUAUAAAAAUCUGAUAAGUGGAACACGUCCUGCAGUACGUACAAUGAGCCAUGACGACACAGAUAAUUCUGAUAAUGAGUUAGAAAAACAAAUAGCUUCUACUCUCUCACCCCGAAGUCACGGAAGUAAACCCCAUUCUGACCCUCAUAAUGAUGUUCCCUUUAGUGCCCCCAAAGAUGCAUCACAUGAUCUGUCACAUGAUAAUGAGCCUCAGUCUGAACUCAGCUCACCAUCAGCUGCACCAGUAUAUGUCCCUACAGGGGUAGAACAAAGUACUGCAAAAUCUAUCCUAGGGUCAACAGGAGGGUCAAGUCAACAGAGGAAGAUUGCUGGCAUGAUCAGUUCAGAUUUAGACACUGACACUGAAGUAGAUCUGGAUCAUAUGGUACAGAAGAAAGAAGAUGAUGAUGAUGACUUCUAUGAUUUCUAUGGAUAGUAUUUUAUAGUCUAAGAUGACACUUCUUACCUUUUUAUAUUGUGGAUUAUAUCAACAGUGCAUUUAACUCAUGUUACAAAUGCAUUUUCUCUGCAUAUCAGACAAACCAGAAAAUACUGAGACAGUACUUGCACAGAUAGACACAGUUUAGUAAAUGUUAAUUAAAAUAGCUUUAUAGAUAUGUUCUAUGCUGGUGUUACUUAAAACACCAUUUAGAUAUAAAUAAAAUAUUCGUAAUUCAUAUAGCAUAUUUGUUGAAAUGGAUAUUCGAGCAUGAAUGGUGAUUACAUUAUUAUAUAGGAUGUUCAAAUACUUACUCUUUUGUUGUACCUCUAAUUAAAUAGCUGUAAUGAAUCUUAAAUGCACCAGAAAUGUUUUUAGAUUAAAAUGUGCGUAUAAUUAGUUACAAGUGUAACAUAAGUAUUUUCUAUAUUAUUCACAUAAAUGUAUUGUGUCUGUGAUAAAAAUUAUGGAAUUAAAAUGUUGUAAAAAGAA
This is a messenger RNA of Ruditapes philippinarum (Manila clam), 2957 nucleotides long. RefSeq names its product probable serine/threonine-protein kinase kinX. Gene Ontology annotation, cellular component: centrosome. The record is from RefSeq and is a predicted model, not a curated record. NCBI's taxonomy places the organism in Eukaryota, Metazoa, Mollusca, Bivalvia, Venerida, Veneridae. Gene Ontology annotation, biological process: spindle organization. The transcript has 18 exons. Bases 150 to 2462 code for a protein of 770 amino acids.